UCUCUCUCUACUGCACACCUCACAGCAAUGCCUACAUUGCCUUCGCUGUUUGCUCUCAUUAUGUUUGCGAGAAUCUCGGGAUUUGUAGUUGCAGGCCUAGUGCUCACUUGGGCACUUGUCUUCCAGACGAGCUUUCUUCCUCUUUCUUCCUCUCAUGAAGAUUUCCUCUACGCUGUCCUACAUCCGCUGUUAAUGGUGAUCGGUUUCAUAAUCAUCAGUGGAGAAGCUAUUCUGGUGCAUCGGUCGCUUCCGGGUUCAAGAAAUUUGAAGAAAUCGGUACAUCUGAGCAUGCAAGGAGUGGCUCUGGCUUCUGGGCUCUUCGGAAUUUGGACUAAGUUUCAUCGCCAGAAUGGGAUUGUUGCCAAUUUCUACAGUCUGCAUUCCUGGAUGGGUUUGAUCACUGUCUUCCUGUUUGGAGCUCAGUGGUUGAUGGGGUUCUUGAGCUUUCGGCAAAGAGGGGAAGUUCGAAGAACAAGGCUUACAAGGGUCCUGCCAUGGCAUCAUGUGUUUCUGGGUCUUUACACUUAUGGGUUGGCCGUGGCAACAGCCGAGACAGGCCUUCUAGAGAAGCUGACUCUCUUACAAACGAAGAGGAAUGUAUUGAAACGUUCCGCCGAGUCCAUGGUGGUGAAUAGUUUAGGACUUGGGUUGGCUUUACUUAGUGGCAUUGUAAUAUUGGCUGCAUUGUCUCCUAAGCAUCAAACUCGCUCUAGAAGGCAAAUUUUGCAAAUCUUUUGA
Molecule: messenger RNA, 738 nt
Organism: Telopea speciosissima
Lineage: Eukaryota; Viridiplantae; Streptophyta; Magnoliopsida; Proteales; Proteaceae
Product: probable transmembrane ascorbate ferrireductase 4
Exons: 4
Coding region: 28-738 (236 amino acids)
Molecular function (GO): oxidoreductase activity
Source: RefSeq, a predicted model, not a curated record